CCCCACAUUAAAAAAAAUGGCUAGAGAAUGUUACUGUUGGAAUGCCUACAUAAUGGGUAUUUAUGCAAUUUUUCCUAAUAUUCUUACCAACAUAAACAGAGAGGAUGAUAGGAAUGAAGGACUGAUUUUUCCACUUCUUUUCAAACUCUCUUUUUCCCUUUCUUUUCUUUUCUUUCACAAGCCCUAAAACUGUGAUGUAUAAAUUUCUACGGGAGUUGUUUUUAUACCGAUCAACACUAGGGGGUCCGAACGGCCAUUAAAGCUGAUUUGUUUAAGAAAAGUGGCUCCAGGGUGGUCGGCAGUGGCAUAUUCCACUGUACAGGUGACUUUUUUUGUCCUUUUGAUACUUGUUCUGCUUGUUUUUGGAUUUAGGUUGAUUGUAGUUGAAGAUAUUCAGAUUAGUCAAGACCUGAGUUGUUAUUUUUUGGGGUAGUUCUCCAUUAUUUGCUUGAAUGUGCAGUGUUUUCACUAUUGGCUUGAGUCGCUUGACUGUGCAGUAUUUUUUGGGGCAGUGGCAUCAUUUUUUUGGAGUUGUUAUUGUUAUGUUGGACUUCUAGGCCUGUGGUGUCGAUAUGUCAGAGGUUAGUCAAGAUUCUUGUAGCUCUGGUAGUGGUGUAUUGGGUCAAUUUAGCACCCAAAGUCAGAAACCUACACUACAAGUCACUAAACUUGCUGGCACUAAUUAUGCAUGGUCCCAUUCUGCACUCUGCUUUAUUAAGAGCAAAUGGAAGAUGGGCUACAUUGAUGGCAGUGUUGCUGAACCAAAGAGUAUAUACUCAUUUUUGCUAAAUGGGAUGCGAAGAACUCUACUGUUACGUCCUGACUCCUUCAUUCCAUGCAACCUGAGAUCAGCAAUGGUUAUUUGUUAUUGAGGACAGCAAAGGAGAUAUGGGAUGCUGUUGCCCAGACUUAUUUCUAGAUGCAUAAUGCUGCUCAAGUUUAUCACUUGAAGCAUAGAGUCCAUGAGCAUAAGCAGAGAGCCCUGUUUUUAGCAACUUAUCACAUU
Messenger RNA from Ilex paraguariensis (yerba mate), 1006 nucleotides. Lineage: Eukaryota; Viridiplantae; Streptophyta; Magnoliopsida; Aquifoliales; Aquifoliaceae. The record is from the annotation of a GenBank genome assembly.